Messenger RNA from Cornus florida, 1860 nucleotides. Its product is annotated as magnesium transporter MRS2-I-like. Gene Ontology annotation, cellular component: membrane. Bases 291 to 1511 code for a protein of 406 amino acids. The record is from RefSeq and is a predicted model, not a curated record. Gene Ontology annotation, molecular function: magnesium ion transmembrane transporter activity. The transcript has 11 exons. Gene Ontology annotation, biological process: transmembrane transport; magnesium ion transport. Lineage: Eukaryota; Viridiplantae; Streptophyta; Magnoliopsida; Cornales; Cornaceae.
UUCACUCCACUGUCUGCCAUUUAGCCCAUGCAACACCUACUGCAAGUAACUUCUCCCUUCCUCUUCCAAUCAUUUUAUCCUUUUACCUUCCAAACCCUAACCCAUCGUCCCCACAAUUCACCCUUUCUCGAAUUCAACCAACACAUAAUAUAACUCAUCCAAAUCCUCUGUUUCUCCGUACGCUCAUAUACACACAUCACAUAUACACGUAUACAUAUACCGACACACACAUAUAUGCAGAGAAGGAUUGAUUUCUUUACUGGAGAUGUGAUUUUCUUGAAGGAGUAGUGAUGGCACGAGAUGGAUUCAUUGUGGCGGCAGAGAUUCAAUCGUCUCUGAUGAAGAAGACGGCUGUUUCUAGGAGUUGGAUGUUGCUAGACCAAAGUGGGCAUGGUACGAUUCUUGAUUUGGACAAGUAUGCCAUAAUGCGACGUGUGUCGAUUAAUGCCAGAGAUCUUCGAAUUCUUGAUCCUCUCCUCUCUUAUCCUUCUACAAUUCUUGCCCGAGAAAGAGCAAUCGUUCUCAAUUUGGAGCACAUCAAAGCAAUUAUUACAACUGAAGAGGUAUUGCUUAGAGACCCAAUGGAUGAUGAUGUUAUCCCUAUUGUCGAAGAACUUCAAAGAAGAUUGCCGCCCCUAAAUGCAAUUUGCCAAGGUCAGGGAGAGGAUGAAGAGCAGCCAGGGGUGCAGAAUGAUGCUGAAAGUGAACCAAAUGAUUUCCCAUUUGAAUUUCGGGCUCUAGAGGUAGCAUUGGAGGCCAUUUGUAGUUUUCUUGAUGCGCGUACAAGAGAACUGGAGACUGCUGCUUACCCGGCUUUAGAUGAAUUGACCUCUAAGAUUAGCAGCCGUAAUUUGGACCGGGUGCGUAAAUUGAAGAGUGCAAUGACAAGGUUGACUAAUCGGGUUCAAAAAGUAAAGGAUGAACUCGAGCAACUUCUGGAUGAUGAUGACGACAUGGCAGACCUUUAUUUAUCAAGGAAAUUGUUUGGGGUUUCACCUGUCAGCAGUUCUGGUGUUCCCAAUUGGUUCCCUAUCUCACCUACUAUGGGCUCAAAGGUAUCCAGAGCAAGUAGGGCAAGUGCGGCAACAAUUCAUGGGGAAAAUGACGUUGACGAACUUGAAAUGUUGCUUGAGGCUUAUUUUAUGCAAAUAGGAGGCACUUUGAACAAAUUGACCACGUUGCGGGAAUACAUUGAUGAUACAGAGGAUUACAUUAAUAUUCAGGUACUUGGACAUGAUAAUUUAUGUUUGAUGAUCUCGCUUCCCUUGUUGCAGCUGGACAAUCAUCGAAAUCAGCUGAUUCAGCUGGAGCUAUUCCUAAGUUCUGGCACAGUUUGCUUAUCUGUAUAUUCUUUGGUGGCUGCAAUAUUUGGCAUGAAUAUCCCGUAUACAUGGAAGGAAGGCCAUGGGUAUCUAUUUAAAUGGGUGGUCAUCCUCGCGGGAAUGGUUUGUGGAUCCAUUUUCUUGUCAAUAAUUUCAUAUGCUCGGCAUAAGGGGCUUGUUGGAUCUUGAUGCUAGCUUAUUUAAUCCAUUUGGAGAGAAACACAAUGAUGAUGAUUGCAUGAAGCAAGCAGUAAUUAUUUGUUAAAGGUAUUUAAGGUUUCAUGGCUUCAGGCGAUUAUAUAUUAAUUACAACUUAGAUUUAUUUAAUUCAGGUGUUAGUAUCUGAUUUUCUAAUAAUAUAUAUAUAUAUAUAUAUAUAUAUAUAUAUAUAUAUAUGCUUGUAUAAGAUUGUUAUAACGUCAAAUAAUAUAUGUAAUUUAGUAGAGUAGUUGUUAAAAGGGAAAGGUCCUCCUCCCUCCCUCAAUGCUAGUUUUUGGCAAUAUUUCCUUGAAUAAAUAAAUUACGUAGACUUUUAGUA